This is a messenger RNA of Fusarium fujikuroi IMI 58289, 1695 nucleotides long. RefSeq lists its product as uncharacterized. The record is from RefSeq and is a predicted model, not a curated record. The transcript has 8 exons. The coding region runs from base 1 to 1695 and encodes 564 amino acids. NCBI's taxonomy places the organism in Eukaryota, Fungi, Ascomycota, Sordariomycetes, Hypocreales, Nectriaceae.
AUGGACACAACGAUUCAGAUGGUGCCACAAAAGGCAAACUCUCGGAAAGUUCGUGGUUUCUCUGGAUUUGACUACCUCGGGCGUUUCACAACUGCCACUUUUGAGCUUGUGGCUGCUGCUACCUCGGCCUACGGAGACAAAUAUGAAUGGGGGAAACGCUUCGGACACAGAGUCAUGAUUAAAGUUACAGAGGAGAAUAGACCGUUCAUCGAAGUUGUCAGGGGAAAUUAUGAAGAGGAUGAAGACGAAGAACCGGACGAGAUUGUGGCUUUUAUGCUCCCUUAUCCAGGGUUCCCUCGAUGGGAAGACAGACUUACACAAGUUUCGGGAUUUUGCGAAGGUGCAGACUUCGCUAUCGUCAACUUCAUCCACCCCGGCCCUGAAAUCUCUCGCUUUAGAGAUACGCAGGAACCGAGAGCGUGGAUGUUUGAUUGUCACUUGAAUCCUCAGAUACCGGUUCCGCCAAAUCCACUUCACGACCGCCUCCUGACUAACACCGAGUUCUAUGAAGCACUGCAACAAGAGCGCUUUAGUAAGGAUUCUGAGAACGAAAUAAUUGGAAAUACUCGGCGAAUAUACAUAAGCAAUCCCAACGGGGUCAGUAUUCUGGCACUCCUGAAAAGAACGCCAGCUUCACAAGUUGAUGGCUUUCGCAAACUAUUUGCGAACUACCUAAAUCCCAGCCCAGUGCCUGAGCUAGGUUUGACGGAAACUCCCUUAGCUCUUCGAGGGCGAGACAAUAUAGACUUCUUAAACCUCAAGCCAACCACAGCACCAAUAAACCAACAACAGAGCUCGUGCGUCCCGGAUAACGCCGUUCUCCACGUCGCUGUCUUCUCGCUCAUGAUUACGGGUCGCAGUGAACAACAUUCAACCACAAUUUGUCUAGAUGAUGAGUUUUUUGACCAAGAGUCCCGACUAAUGAGCGAGGAAGAGGUCCUGAUAUUAGGCGGGCGUGAAGACCCAAUCACUCUCCAACCGGAGUUCAAGAGAGCCCGAUCCCCACGAGCGUACCUGCUCGUAGCUCUGGACAGACAACUCGAGCGGAUUGUUGAUUAUCAUGCGAACGCACAUGAUUGCCUAAAGAAUAGUAUCGAAAUUUACAUUGCUAUUCCCGAAGAUCGAUCUACUGCUAUGGACGAGUGGAUAAAGCGCUUUCCACUGAUUCUGAAUAAACUAGUUCACUUUAACUCAAGGCUGGCAGAAAAGGUUAGCCACUUCUUGACUGAUGAUGUUAUGGUUGGCUCAGAUGAAGUGCCUUAUGGACCAUUAUGGCAGGGCUUGCAGGCUGAACUCGGAGCCAUCAAAUCUUUACGUGCAAUUAAGCGUUAUUGCAUUCAGUUGAGGGAUAUCAACACUGGACUCGAGCAUCUCAGAGAGGCCUUUGAAGAUGUGAGACGCAAGAGGAAGAACGACUAUGCAGCUGAGCAGCAGACCAGAGAUCGUACAAUCGAGCAAGUUACGGUUGCAGCGUUUGCAAAGACGAUUCGUCCUCCUGGCCAGCGUACAUUGCCAUGGUGGUCAUCUUCAAUGCCAUCUGUAUCAGUGGAAUUUUGUGGUUUGUGUAUCGCUACAGAUCUCGAAGAGACAGAGCAGGAUGACGAGAUGUCACUACCAGUGUAUCGACGGUUGCCUCCACCCCAAGUCCUCAAAUUUACUCGGUUACACGACAAAACUACAGACUUUGGGGUGUAA